Encephalitozoon romaleae SJ-2008 is the source of this 1731-nucleotide messenger RNA. RefSeq names its product isopeptidase T. Lineage: Eukaryota; Fungi; Microsporidia; Unikaryonidae. The transcript has a single exon. The record is from RefSeq and is a predicted model, not a curated record. Gene Ontology annotation, molecular function: cysteine-type deubiquitinase activity; zinc ion binding. Gene Ontology annotation, biological process: protein deubiquitination. Bases 1 to 1731 code for a protein of 576 amino acids.
AUGAGGCUGCCGGAUCUCUCUAGAUUCAGAGAAAAAUGUUGCUAUUGCUACAGGGAUGUUGCUGAGGGGAUAUCUGUGUGUGGGUGUGGGCUUUCAUUUUGUAGAAAGCAUAUAGAUAUUCAUCUUGGGAAAGCCGAGUGCCACAUUGUAUUUGAGAUUAAAGAGAUUGGAGAGGACCUGGGGAUUGAAAUCAAAAACACAAUGCUCAAGCAAGAAGAGAUUGAGGAGCUAAGGAUAAGAAUGGAAGCAUUGGUCAGGCCUGGAAACGAAGAUGAAAGGAUUAUUUCCAAGGAUGAAGAGAUAGGUUGUGUGCAUGGAUGCCCUGAAGGCCCGUGCUCUAUGGAGUUAGGAGAUCUUGAGAAGCUGAGCUGCAAGUUAUGUGAUAUAAGAACAAGGUUAUGGAUCUGCUUCAGCUGUGGGUAUGUUGGAUGUGGAAGAGUACAGUAUGGAACGGAGGGAAAUGGGCAUGCAAAGCUACACUAUGAACAAACUCAACACAAUGUUUUUGUUUUGAUUCCAAGCCUUCUCAGAGAGAGCUGUGAUGUGUUUUGCUAUCUUUGCGACUCGAGCAUAAGGUCUUACUAUGAUUUUCCAGAAAAUAAAAUUACGAUUAGGUUUGAAGGGGAUGACAAAGGGGAGAGAAAGAAUGUAGAGAAGACAAUAAGUUACGGUGGUGUGAUCCCGUCUGUUGAUAAGAAAGAAGCAGUUGGGAGCAAGGAGAAAGAAACCAUCCCUAGUCCAUACGUGGGGAUUAUCAAUUCUGGAAACACUUGUUAUAUUUCUUCUGUUCUUCAAAUGAUAGGGUAUGUUGUUUCCAAGGAAGAGUUUGAUAUGGACCAGCACUUCGAGAUUUGUUGUGUGAAGAAUCCUCUAGAAUGUUUUUUCUGCCAGUUGAUGAGAGUGUUUAACAAAAUGAAGGAGGCUAGGGAUAGGAUCGAGAUUAAUAGGAUAUCGAUAUUGGACCUUAUCAUGCUUAUAUGGAGAGAUAUGCCUAUGUUUUCCAAGUUCGUGCAACAGGAUGCCCACGAGUUUUUAUUGUUUUUGCUUGAAAAGAUCAAAGAGGGGGAGAGCUCGUAUUUGAUUCCUCAUAUAACAUCAUGCUUUGAAUUUGAAGUCGGAAGAGAGAUAUUCUGCUCCGGGUGUUCGGAUAAGUCUGUUGGCUACGAGUCGAUGAUGAUGAUGUGUACCUGCCUGAAAGGAGAUAUAAGAAAGUCUGUGGAGAUGUUUUUUUCUUCAGAUGAAUGGGAUUGUAAAUGUGGAGGAAAGAAAAGUGUGAGGCGGUUUGUCACGAUGCCACCUAAGUAUCUGAUAAUUCAGGUUGGAAGAUACUCUUACAACAAUUACAAGGUGGAGAAGAUUAAGAGUAAGAUUGGAAUGAAAAGUGUUAAGUUGGAAAGUUUUAUAAGAAAGAAUGACGUAGAGAAGGCUCUUGUAAAGAAGCUUGUGGAUGAUGGGUAUGCGGAGGAAGAUGCAGAAAAGACUCUAAGCAUCUUCUGCAAUGAUGAAAGUAAGGCUCGCGACUUCCUGAAAAACCGUCUCACAAUGCAUCAUAGAUCAGACCUAAAAUACAGGGUUGUAGGGUGCAUCAAUCAUUCUGGAGAUAACAUCAAAGCAGGGCAUUACACAUGGUGGGUAUACGAUGACGAAAAGUGUUAUAAGAUAGAUGAUACAAAUGUUCUCAGCAGCAACGUUGAGGUAUUAGAAGAUGGCUAUAUAUUCUUGUUUAGAUAA